Ceratina calcarata is the source of this 4552-nucleotide messenger RNA. It is a transcript of the gene DNApol-alpha180, whose product is annotated as DNA polymerase alpha catalytic subunit. The transcript has 10 exons. Lineage: Eukaryota; Metazoa; Arthropoda; Insecta; Hymenoptera; Apidae. Gene Ontology annotation, cellular component: alpha DNA polymerase:primase complex. Gene Ontology annotation, biological process: leading strand elongation; lagging strand elongation; DNA replication. The record is from RefSeq and is a predicted model, not a curated record. The coding region runs from base 77 to 4447 and encodes 1456 amino acids. Gene Ontology annotation, molecular function: DNA-directed DNA polymerase activity; nucleotide binding; chromatin binding.
CUUCCAUGAUAUCAUUUUUGCUUUUAUCUUGUGAAACUUUUCUUUCCUUACGAUUACGAUUUAAUUUGUUAAAACCAUGAGCGAUCCGCAGCCGAGUAGAAGUAGACGUCAGAAGACUGACAAGACUGGACGGUUGUCAGCCUUAGAAAGAUUAAAACAGUUGAAAGGUAGUAAGAAUAAAUAUGAGGUUGAAGAGUUGGACAAUGUUUAUGAAGAAGUCGACGAGAAAGAAUAUACAAAGACCGUGAUAGAAAGACAGAGCAACGACUGGAUCGUUGACGAUGGUGAAAGUGGGUAUAUAGAAGAUGGGAGAGAAAUUUUUGACGAUGACUUGGAUGAUGAAAGUGUGCAAGAAGCAAGAAAGAAUAAAGUAGCAGGUCCUAGAAAGCAUACGAAGGAGAAGAUUAAGAAGAAACAAAAUAUCCAAAAUAUGUUAAUGAACAUGCCUUCGAAAAGUAAAUCUGCAGUUGUAGUAAACGACGACAACAUUCUAGGAGACCUAAUGUCUGAGUUGAAGAAAGACAAUACACCGAAGAGGCCAGAGUCAAGAACUGUCAAAAACAAAUUUUGUACUACCCCAAAAUUAAGUGAGAAGAAAAAUCAACAAGAGGAGAUACAAAUUAAUGAUGAUGAUGAUAAUGAUUUAUUGAUAUUUGAUAAACCGAAAGCAAAUGUAUCUAAGCCAAAAGUGUCGUCCCAAUCGAAAGAUUCUGGAUUUGAUCAAAGUACUAGCCAAAUAAUUUCACAGAUUGAUUCAUGUGAUACUGUUGAAUGUACGAUAUUAAAUGAUGAAGCAGUGACUCAAAAUACUAAAAAUACAAGUUGCAGUCAAGUGAUCGAGAUUGAAAGCGAAGAUUUUGUACACUUUGACGAAUCCGAUUUUACUAUGGACUUCAAAAUUGAUGAAAAUGAAAAAUCUGCGCUACCUAUAAGUAAAAAAAACGUGGAAAAAGAGGUUUCUACUCCAAUUAAAGCUUGUGAAACCGAACAGGAAGAGUUUGACAUAGAUAGUUUGAACAAAGUGUUAGAGAUAGAGUUUGAAACACAAAUGUCAGACAUCGAAAUGUCGACCGACACAACGGAAGAACUGCCUUUACCACUUUCAUCUGGUGCGAACAACGAAGACGUAUUUAGGUUUUACUGGUGGGACGCUUACGAAGAUCCAUACAAACAACCCGGCGUUGUACAGAUAUUCGGAAAAGUCUUCGUGCCUUCUACAAAAGAAUAUUGUUCGUGCUGUGUAACAGUAAAAAACAUCCCAAGAAGAGUUUAUCUCCUUCCUAGAUUAUACGUGAAAACAUCGUCUAAGGAGAAUAAGGAACAACAAUUGAAUACAAUAGAAGACGUUUACAAAGAAUUUAAUCAGUUCGCGAACAAAUUAGGAAUAAAGGAGUUCCGUAGCGCUAAAGUGACCAAGUUUUAUGCUUUCGAGGAUGAAGGAACUCCGAUAAAAUCUGAGUAUUUGGAAGUAAGAUAUUCCGCGCAAUAUCCCGCGGUGCCUGCCGAUUAUUCUGGCCCGUGUAUAGAACGCGUGUUCGGUACGACAGUAAACGCUUUAGAGUUAUUCCUAAUUGAAAGAAAUAUCAAGGGACCAUGUUGGCUCGACGUUAAAAGUCCACUGCGUAACGAUAUUCAAAAUAACUGGUGUAAAAUAAAGGUGAACUGCAUGAAGAUGGAGAGCAUAUCUGUUUCGCCUGAAUCUAAAGUGAUUCCACCGCUCGUAACAACGACUCUCAACGUGCGAGCAAGCUCGAAUUCUAAGUCGCAACAAAACGAGAUAAUCAUGGUCGCGAUUCUGAUACAUCGCAAGUACCACAUUGACAGAGAACCACCAAAGCCACCGUUUCAACAACAUUUCUGCCUGAUCACACAUCCGCGUGAUACGCCUUGGCCGAGACAAAUACGAGAAAUGUUCUCAACGCUUUCAUAUACCAAAGUAAUGAAAUUCGAAACGGAAACGGAGUUAUUAGAGGAAUUGUUAACGAUAAUACAUGGGGCAGAUCCAGACAUAUUGAUCGGUUACGAUUGUGGCUUUCAAUUCGAUCUCUUGAUGCAUAGGAUGACUGCGUUGAAAGUUUCAAAUUGGAGCAGACUCGGAAGGCUGAAACGUUCGGUUCCUCCUAUGAUAAGAGGAAGGAUUCAUAUGAAUCAAGUAUUAGCCGGCCGACCUACUUGCGACAUACAAGUUUCAGCUAAAGAGUUGAAUCUGAAAGUACGAAGUUACGAUCUGCAAUCUCUUUGCGUGGCGGUAUUAAAGAAGAAGGAGAAUGAGUGCAGAGAAAUAAAGCCCGGUGAAUCCGCAUUAUUUUACAACACUACCACUAAGCUGGAUAAUUUAAUUAAAAUAACAUUGACGGAAGCGUUGUACAUUUUGUCUAUCGUUUUCGAACUGAACGUGCUUCCGCUCGCUUUACAAAUCACGUGCAUCGCUGGGAAUAUUAUAUCUAGGACGUUGACAGCAGGCCGCGCAGAAAGAAAUGAAUAUUUAUUGAUGCACGCGUUCCACUUGAAGCAGUAUAUAACUCCUGAUAAACGUGACGCGAAAAAGAAGACGAGUGAAGAAAACACUGGUAGAAAGAAAGCGGCUUACGCUGGAGGUUUGGUUCUCGAACCUCAGAAAGGAUUCUACGAUACACUUAUUUUACUGAUGGAUUUCAACUCGUUGUAUCCUAGUAUAAUUCAGGAAUAUAAUUUGUGCUUCACUACCGUGCCUGGUGCUGCGUACGCUUUGGAUUUAGAAGUUCCUGAGUCUAAUUUAGAACCCGGUGUAAUACCAACGGAAAUUCGGAAGUUAGUCGAAAGCAGAGUAGAAGUAAAGAAAUUAAUGAAAGCACCGAACAUUUCACCCGAACUGCGGAUGCAAUACAACAUCAGGCAAAUGGCUUUGAAGCUUACUGCGAAUUCUAUGUACGGUUGUUUGGGUGCGACCCAUUGCAGAUUUUAUGCUAAAGGACUCGCUGCUCUAGUCACAGCCAAAGGUCGAGAAAUUUUGCAACAUACGAAGAGUUUGGUUGAGAAAAUGAACUAUCAAGUUAUAUACGGGGACACGGACUCUAUAAUGAUAAAUACUAAUUUGUUAGAUUACGAUGAAGUCUUCGCUGUUGGCAGAAAGAUCAAGCAAGAAGUGAACAAAUAUUAUAAGCGAAUAGAGUUAGACAUCGAUGGCGUUUUCCGUUACUUGUUACUUCUACAAAAGAAAAAAUACGCUGCGGUCACGAUGACAAAACUACCUAGUGGACAAAUAGAGUUGGCGCAAGAACACAAAGGUCUCGACAUCGUGAGAAGAGAUUGGUGUCAAUUAGCCUGCGAAAUUGGAAAAAAAAUUUUGGAUCGCCUGUUCUCCGGUCAAGCAGAUGAAGAUCGAAUAAUAGAAGUGUUUAAUAUUCUACGAGAUGUUUCAGGGAAUGUUAGAGAAAAUAAAGUUCCCUUGUCUUCACUGGUUAUUACGAAACAGUUAUCGAAAAAUCCAAACGAGUACCCGGACUCUAAGCAAGCUCACGUACAAGUAGCUUUAAGGCUUAACAAGGAAGGUGGAAGAAUGUGGAAGGCAGGAGAUACAGUUCCGUAUAUCAUAUGCAACGAUGGGACAGAAAGAUCUGCGACCGAGAGAGCGUAUCAUAUAGACGAGUAUAAAAAGAGCGAUACUUUGAAGAUAGACGUUGAUUAUUAUUUAUUAAGCCAAGUUUUUCCUAUUGUUUUACGAAUUUGCGAACCGAUCGAAGGGAUCGAUGAUGUUUUAAUAGCCACGCAUCUCGGUUUGCAGAACAUUUAUAAGUCAAAGAAAGUAUAUGAUUACGAAGAAGAAGCGGUACUAAAUGUAGAUAGAUUUAAAUACUGUCUGCCUCUGAAAUUCAAUUGCAAAGACAGAAAGUGCCAGUCAGAAAUCAUAGUUAAAGAUAUCACAGUUGAAACGCCUACAGGACAGCAAUUGGCACUUGCCGCCUGUUCGAAUCUAAACUGCGGUGUAAAACCGUGGACGUAUGCCAAUGCAAUUCAAAAUAUAGCAGAACUUUCUAUACACGAGUCGAUUAAUGAGUAUUACCAAGGAACGUUAGAAUGUGAAAAUCCAAUGUGCGGUGAACAAGUAGACGGGAUUCCAUUACGUUACUCUGAUAAUUAUCUGAUCUGUCCCGAGUGCAACGAUGGCCAGUUGCACAAAGCAUAUUCAGAGAUGAGACUUUAUGAUCAGAUCAGUUUUUAUGUUCACAUUUUCGACGUCAGUCAUUCGUCGUACAAAAGUUUAUUAUCUCAGCAUCCACAAGGCUUGAGAGAAGCCUAUGAUACUUUAAAAGAGGCGAUGGAAAGAAUAUUAAAUCGAAAUGCGUAUUCUAUCGUCGAUAUGUCAAGCAUUUUCUGUGGCUUUAAAAAAGAUGAUCAAGCUACGUACCUACAAAUUAAAGAUGUAUACGACAACGAUGAAUAUUUGCCAUUUGAAGACGAAGGAUAACCGUUUGAAACCCUCAUACUGCCAGUAAUGUUACAUGAACAAAACGAGUAUAGUAGUACGUAACUCUGAUUGUUUAUUUUUUUAAAUCGUGCAUAUGGUUUGUAA